CCUCGAAAACCUAGUUACUCAAUCGUCGGGAUGGGGAAGUCCGGCCGCCGGAAGAAGAACGCAUCCCAGGCUCCUGCGCCCGCCGCAGCGGGUGCCACUACCGCCGCUGCGACGCCGCCGUCGAAGCCUCCGCAGGCGACUCCGAGUAAUGGUGUUGUGGAGGUGGACGUGUCCGUCCUCUUGAAGCGUGCCCACGAACUCAAGGAAGAGGGCAACCGGCUCUUCCAGGAGAAGGACUAUGGAGGCGCGCUGGGGCAGUACGAGAUGGCGCUCAAGCUCACCCCCCGCGGCCACCCGGACCGCGCUAUCUUCCACAGCAACCGUGCCGCCUGCCUUAUGCAGAUGCGGCCCGUCGACCACGAGGCCGUCGCGGCGGAGUGUUCGCUGGCGCUGCAAGCUCAGCCGGGAUUCCAGCGUGCGCUCCUCCGCCGCGCCAGAGCCCUCGAGGCCCUCCGCAGGUACGACCUCGCCCUCCAGGAUGUCCACGCGCUGCUCGCGCAGGAUUCCUCCCACCCCGACGCCCUCGAUCUCGCUCGCCGCCUCCGUGCUGCUGCUCCGACUUCCCCUUCCGCCGUCGAUCCCGGAAGCCGACCCUCUCCCGCAGCCCUAGGCGCCUCCGUUGUUCAGGUUGGUAUUCCCGUUUCUGGUCUCGGCCCUUGCCUUCCUGCCCGCCCCAAAAAGGCAUCCACGCCCACGCAGUCUUCACCCACUGCCAGUAAGCCAGCAGUUCCUUCUCAAAACCAUCAUCUCCCGAGCUCAUCAUCUCUUCCUAACGGCCCCCAGACGAAAUCCCAGCCCCUUCGGCUGGUUCCCUCUACGCUUCCUAAUGGUGAGACCCCUUCCCAAUCAUCACAAAUUGUGUCACCUAGAGGCAGUUCACAGCAUAGUGUCAAAAAGAAGACUUUAAAAGCAGAGUCUAUCCGUUGGAGGCCAUUGAAGCUCGUGUAUGACCAUGAUAUCAGACUUGCCCAAAUGCCUGCAACUUGCACCUUCAAGAUUCUAAGGGAUAUCGUGACUAACAGAUUUCCUUCAUCCAAAUCUGUGCUGAUAAAGUACAAGGAUGCUGAUGGAGAUCUUAUAACUGUGACCAGCACUGCAGAGUUAAGAUUGGCAGAAUCCUUUGUUGAUGAGAUCAAUAAGAAUGAAGUAAAGGCAGGUUCUGGAGUUGAUAAGGACGAUAAACUACAAUUGUUGCGGUUGCACAUUGUGGAGGUGAACCCUGAGCAAGAACCUCAGGUUCCUGAAGAUGAGAACCUUCUGGAGGAGGAAGGAAUGAACAUUGACCAGAGUGUUUCAGAUUCUGUGAAUGGGGAUUCCAUUGAAGAAGCAAUGAGCAAUGAGGUCAUAAAGACAGGUCUGGAAGCAAAAGAAGUUGCAAAAGAUAAGGUUGGAGUGCUACACAAGGGAUGUGAUCAUCCUGAGUGUAAGGAAGUUGAUAUCGAUGAUUGGUUGUUUGAAUUUGCUCAACUGUUUAGGAAUCAAAUUGGGAUUGAUGCUGAAGCACAUUUAGACUUGCAUGAGCUUGGAAUGGAGUUGUGCUCUGAGGCACUUGAGGAGACAGUGACAGGAGAGGAAGCUCAAUGCCUGUUUGACUUAGCUGCAUCUAAGUUUCAGGAAGUGGCAGCCCUAGCCUUCUUCAACUGGGGGAAUGUGCACAUGUGUGCUGCAAGGAAACGCAUCCCUUUGGAUGAGUCUGCACCCGAAGAUGUUUUGGCUACACAGCUUCAAACUGCUUAUGACUGGGUCAGUGAGCGAUAUGCUCUUGCUGGUAAGAAGUAUGAAGAAGCUCUUAAAAUCAAGCCUGAUUUUUUUGAAGGUUUGCUUGCUUUGGGGCAGCAAGAGUUUGAAACAGCAAAGCUCCAUUGGUCUUUUGCAUUGGCUAAGAAGCUUGAUCUAUCAACUUGGGAUUCUUCAGAAACAAUCAGACUAUUUGAUGGCGCAGAGGAAAAGAUGAAGGCUGCUACUGAUAUGUGGGAGAAGGUGGAACAGCAGAGAAUAAAUGAGCUUAAAGACCUUGGAAAAAGCAAGGAGGAGGAGUUGUUGAAGAAGAGAAAAAAACAAAGAGCUGCAGAUGGUCACGGGGAGUUAUCAGCUGAGGAGACUGCAGAGCAGGCAGCGGCAAUGAGAUCUCAAAUACACCUGUUUUGGGGAAACAUGCUCUUUGAGCGUUCCCAAGUUGAGUUUAAGCUUGGUUUUGGCAACUGGAAAAAGAAUCUUGAUGCUGCUACCGAAAGAUUCAAGCUAGCAGGGGCUUCUGAAGGGGACAUAUCCACAGUUCUUAAGAAACACGCAUCCAAUGAAACUGAAGCACAGUGCGAUGAGAAGAAAAUUACAAUUUCAAACAGUGAAGCAUCUGAAUCAAAUUCAAAGGAUGAGGAUAAACAUAUGCUGGAAAAUUAACAUUUGUAGGACUUGGUUAUCGAUCAGUGAAAUGGAAUUUCAUAUAUCUGUUUAUCUUGCGCAGAGGUCUAACUUUGCAUUCUUGGAAUCAUCUUAUUGGCAGCUGUGGUAUUUUUGACUUUUUAAUGGAGCAAGUUUCUGCUGCUCUGGUCAAUGAGGAUUGCUGAACCUCAUCGAGAACACUCCAAUUGUACAAGCAUUGCUGAAACCUCGGAACCAAGGUUGGCGUCCUAGUUCGGUUAGACUCCAUUUUUAUCGUUUAAAUUUGUUACCGAAAACUACAUUAUCAUUACAGUUAUUUCAGGCCCUUCUUGUUCAACACACUUACCACUGGAAUUAUCUCUACACAACACUUGAAUUACUAUUCUAUUGUGUGUUUACCUAUCA
Molecule: messenger RNA, 2787 nt
Organism: Zingiber officinale
Lineage: Eukaryota; Viridiplantae; Streptophyta; Magnoliopsida; Zingiberales; Zingiberaceae
Product: protein CLMP1-like
Exons: 2
Coding region: 31-2400 (789 amino acids)
Molecular function (GO): protein binding
Source: RefSeq, a predicted model, not a curated record